AUGAAUUCCAGCCGCUAUGCCUCGCAGCUCGCGCCUCUGAUGCUGCGUGGCAAUCGAAUGGCCAUCUCUCGCGCCGCUCGCCUCCCUGCCCGCAUUCCUGCCAUUGCCAUCCUAGUGCCAUACCGCGCCAUAUCCACCGGAUCAUCCACCACACAGAAUGGUGACAACAGUGGACCUCCGCCAGGCUUCAACAUGGACCAGGCGAAGAAGCCACUCGCCAAAGACGCCGAAAGGAAGGCCGCAAAAGAGCAAGGAGUAGCCAUUCCGUCGAGCAGACCCACCGAGUCAGCGCCAACUUCAGCUGAAGAGAAACGAGCGCUUGACGAACUCGCCUCUCAAACUGCCAAAGAGAAUGCUGCCGACAAGAGCAAGGUGGUAGCGAAGAAGGAGGACAAGCCCAAGAAGACAAUCUGGCAAAAGGUCAAGCACGAGGCUCAACACUACUGGGAUGGUACCAAGCUGCUGGCAACCGAAGUCAAGAUUUCUUCCCGCUUGGCGUUGAAGAUGGCUGCUGGAUAUGAACUGUCGCGGAGAGAGAACCGACAGCUCACCCGUACAGUUCAGGACUUGGUGCGAUUGGUGCCCUUCGUUCCGUUCGUGUUAGUGCCCUUUGCGGAGCUCUUGCUCCCAGUCGCAUUGAAGCUGUUCCCCAACAUGCUUCCUUCCACCUACGAGGGCGCAAAGAGCAAGGAAAUGAAAGCCACAAAGCUUCGAUCUUCAAGGAAGGAGGUCUCGCAGUUCCUCCGACAGACCAUGCGCGAAUCGGGUCUCCCCAUCUCUCAAGUGACAGCUCAGAAAGAAGAAUUUACGGAAUUCUUCCGCAAGCUGCGCGCAACGGGUGAGGAGCCCACCAAGGCAGACAUCAUCAAGGUCUGCAAGCUUUUCAAAGAUGAUCUUACUCUGGACAACUUGUCGCGGCCGCAGCUUGUCGGUAUCUGCCGAUACAUGAACCUCACAACCUUUGGUACGGACCCCAUGCUACGAUACCAAGUUCGGAACCGUAUGCGACAGAUCAAACGCGACGACAAAGCUAUCAGCUACGAAGGCGUUGAAACGCUCUCCGUUCCUGAGCUGCAGAAUGCAUGCGCUGCGAGAGGACUAAGGACUCACGGCAUGAGCCCAGGUCGCCUCCGGGAUGAUCUUUCCUUGUGGCUGGAUUUGAGAUUGAAGUAUGGCGUGCCCAGUACUCUGCUUGUACUAAGCAACGCUUUCAUGUACGCUCAGGGCAAGGAUACGGAGUUCGACUCUCAGCUGUCUGCCCUGCAGGCCGUCCUGYCUUCCAUUCCCGAGGAGUUAUUCCACGAGAUUGAAUUAGAGGURCACAACGCCGAGGGCGCAGUCACCAACAAGCAGAGAUUGCAGGUCUUGCGCGAGCAGGAAGAGCUACUAGCAGAGGAGGCGCAGCAGGCCGAGGAGCAGAAGGCUUCUGGACGCACAGAGAAAGUGAGUGACAAGGAGGAUAUUGAUGAAAAAGAGGAGGACAUCAAGCAGGAUGCCGCUCUUACCAAGGCUCAACAAGACGCCCAGCUCGAGAUGCUGGCCUCGGAGCAGGAUCUUGGCAAGCAACAAAAGGCACAGGCUGAUAAGCUCGAUGGCCCUGAAAGUGAGAAGGUCGAGAAGAGAUAG
Messenger RNA from Ramularia collo-cygni, 1626 nucleotides. Its product is annotated as related to suppressor of mrs2-1 mutation. Gene Ontology annotation, molecular function: ribosome binding. Gene Ontology annotation, cellular component: mitochondrial inner membrane. Gene Ontology annotation, biological process: intracellular monoatomic cation homeostasis. The transcript has a single exon. Bases 1 to 1626 code for a protein of 541 amino acids. Lineage: Eukaryota; Fungi; Ascomycota; Dothideomycetes; Mycosphaerellales; Mycosphaerellaceae. The record is from RefSeq and is a predicted model, not a curated record.